UUUAGCCGAGCCUUCAUGCAGUUUUACCUUUCCUCUGUAUUUUACAUAUAGAAUUAGGGCGUCAUGAUUACUUAUAAACUUCCCACCGCACUUUUUCUGAAACGCAAGUGUUUACCAACAGCCUGGUACCGUCGUUUUCACGAAACUAUGGAUUAGUUACGGUAAAGAGGACCUUUUAACUUUUUCCAUCCCCCGGACCCCUCUCAUAAUGGAAUCCAGACAGAGGAAGCACUGCGGAGGGUGGCCCGUGCUGAGGCUAUGGUUUUCCCUGGCGUGCCUCAUGAGCGCGACCGCCCAGCUUAGUUACUCGGUGUCAGAGGAGCUCAGGCCGGGGGCUGUGGUCGGGAAUAUCGCUAAGGAUUUGGGUCUCACCGUUCAAAUGAUAAUUAAGAGAAAAUUGCGGGUGGUCUCGGAAUCUAACGCGCAGUACUUCGAGGUGAACCAGGCGACUGGGGAUUUUAUUAUUAGACAGACAAUUGACAGGGAACACAUGUGCGAAUUAAGUGCAACAUGUUCACUACAUGUUGAGAUUGUACUCGAGGACCCUUUAGCAAUACAUCGUGUUCUUGUGGAUAUUGUGGAUGUGAAUGACAAUGCGCCGCAGUUUUCCACUAAGAAUAUUUCCUUGGAGAUAUCAGAGGCGGCCGCGCCGGGCACCCGGUUCCGACUGGAGAGUGCGCACGAUCCAGAUGUGGGUAUCAACUCUCUGCGUACUUAUCACCUCGCAGCCAACGACCGCUUUGUUUUGAAUGUGGAAACGAAAAGUGACGGGAGUAAGUUCCCGGAGUUAGUUUUAGAGAAGGCUUUGGAUAGGGAGACGCAGGCCUCGUUUCGCCUGUUGCUUACUGCCCUAGACGGGGGACAGCCAGAGAAGUCUGGCUCCACUCUUCUACUCAUUACAAUUCUGGACGUCAAUGACAACGCGCCCGUCUUUGACAAGUCGAUGAAAAAAGUUAGCGUGUUGGAGAAUGUUGAAAAGGGCACUUUAGUAACGAAACUGAACGCGACCGACGCGGAUUAUGCUCAGAACGGGGAGAUCUCCUUCCUGUUUAGUAAAUACACGCCGGACCGGGUGCUCAAGCUAUUCAGCGUAGAUUCGAAAACCGGUGAGGUCCGUGUGAAUGGUCACGUGGAUUAUGAGACAGCGAAUGAGUAUUACGUCACUGUGCUGGCCAGGGAUGGGGGAACCCCCGCCAUGGAAGCAUCCUGUAAUAUCAAAGUUGAAGUCACUGACGUGAAUGAUAACUCUCCGGAGGUGAUGUUGACGUCACUGACCAGUCCUAUCCAGGAGGACGCAGCACCGGGCACAGUUAUCGCCCUCAUCAGCGCAAGGGACCUGGACUCUGGUAAGAACGGCAAGGUAACAUUAAAGGUCCAGUCUGGCCUGCCCUUCAAACUCAACUCCGCCUUUGGAGAGCACUACAACCUCAUCACCGAUGGCAACCUGGACAGAGAGACCAUGGCUGAUUACACCGUGGUCAUCAUGGCGACCGACGCUGGAUCCCCUCCCCUGUCGUCGCGUACGACCUUCGUGGUCAAGCUGUCAGAUGUGAAUGACAACGCUCCAUCGUUCUCCCAGCCCUCCUACUCAGUGGACGUCCCCGAGAACAACGCCCCCAGCACCCCCAUCGCCAUGGUGAUGGCCUCUGACCCGGACAUAGGGGACAAUGCCCGCGUCUCCUUUUCCAUCCUGCCCAGCAUGGUCCAGGGCUCACCCAUCUCCUCCUAUAUCUACAUCAACCCAGAGACUGGCCACAUCUACAGCAUGCGCUCCCUGGACCAUGAAACCCUCAACGCCUUCCGCAUUGAGGUGCAGGCCCGAGACGCCGGGACGCCACCCCGGACCACCAACGUCACCGUGCAUGUGUUCGUAGUAGAUCUUAACGACAACGCGCCCCUCAUCGUGUACCCCCCCUUCCCCCAGGAUACGGGGCUGCAGCUCAGUGUACCGCAGUCGGCUGGGCCAGGGCAUCUCAUUAAUAAACUGGUUGGGGUGGAUCCUGAUAGCGGUCAUAACGCCUGGUUGUUCUACUCCAUCGCCCCCGGGCCUCACGCUGCUCUAUUCCUCAUCACCCCCCACACCGGCGAGCUCCGCACCACUCGCAAACUAGCCGAGGAGGAGGGUGGCUCCGCCUAUGACAUCAUCGUGGUCGUCCAGGACAACGGCGAACCUACUCUCUCCACCACUGUGGCCAUUACGGUAACCGUGGAGGAGAAGGGCGCCAGCGACGCCGCCAUAGACAACCGGAAGACGUCGUUGAUGCGGCAGACUGGGAUGUCUGACAUCACCCUGUACCUCAUCAUCUCACUGGCCUGCGUCUCGGCCGUGUCCUUCCUCACCUUCUUCAUCCUCAUGGUCCGAUGCCUCCGCCACCGCAGCGACCAUGGAGGGACAGGCUGCUGCUACAGCCAUUACCGGCCCAGCAGGGCCUACCAUCAGAGGCCCAACAAGGACCUCCACCUGCAGCUCAACACAGAUGGACCCAUCCGUUACAUGGAGGUGGUGGGAGGGGCUCAAGACCCCCCAGGAACACGAACCUACAGACCCUGCUACUCCACCACCUCCAGCCGCAGUGACUUUAUGUUUGUCAAGACACCCAUGAUGAGCCAUAACAACACACUCAGUAUGACGCUCAACAGGAAGCACCUAAUGAACUCAGCCAAUGAGCAAAAGCCUCCUAACGCCGACUGGCGCUUCACCCAAGGCCAGAGACCUGGACCCAGUGGGGCUGGAGGCCCCCCUGAAAUGGCCAUGGGAACCGGACCCUGGCCCAACCCCCCCACCGAGGCUGAGCAGCUCCAAGCCCUGAUGGCCGCCGCUAACGAAGUGAGCGAAGCGACUGCCACCCUGGGGCCGGGCACUAUGGGUCUAAGCACCCGUUACAGCCCCCAGUUCACCCUGCAGCACGUGCCUGACUACCGUCAGAACGUCUACAUCCCUGGCAGCACGGCCACCCUGACCUCCAAUCCCCAGCAGCAGCAGCAACAGCAGAUGCUGAUGCAGCAGCAGAUGGCAGCCCAACAACAGGCCCUGCAGGCCCAGCCCUCCGAGGCCUCGGCUCAGCCUGAACCCCCCAAGGUUGCCCAGACCCCCGCCUCCAAGAAGAAGUCCACCAAGAAGGAGAAGAAGUAGGAUGGAUGGAAGGACGAACGAUGAAUGGAUAGAUAUGGAGUAUACGAUGAGAAGAGAACGACCCGAUGAGAACUGAAAUUUAACCACAGGAGGCUGCUGAGGGGAGGAAUGCUCGUAAUGGCCGGAACAGAGCGAAUGGAAUGGCAUCAAAGACAUGGAAACCAUGUCUUUGAUACCAUUCCUCUCCAGCCAAUACCACAAGCCUGUCCUCCCCAAUUAAAGUGCCACCAACCUCCUGUGAAUUCAACCCUCCCUUACCCCCACUUUUCCACACAAUGCGUUUACUCUAACCAUGGUUGGAAUUGUAUUGGUCACGCUCAUAUGAUAAAACAAAAUAUGGAGAUGGUUUAGGAAUGUUUGUUUUUGGGCUCUUGAAUCUGGAAAGGGUUAAGAGCAAACAGCAUGGACAUUUUGUUUUUGUUUUCUUUCUGAAGGCUAGUUAGAAACGGUUGUUUUUGUUUUCUUUCUGAAGGCUAGUUAGAAACGGUUGUUUUUGUUUUCUUUCUGAAGGCUAGUUAGAAACGGUUGUUUUUGUUUUCUUUCUGAAGGCUAGUUAGAAACGGUUGUUUUUGUUUUCUUUCUGAAGGCUAGUUAGAAACGUUUUUUUUUUUUUUUUCUUUCUGAAGGCUAGUUAGAAACGGUUGUUUUUGUUUUCUUUCUGAAGGCUAGUUAGAAACGUUUUUUUUUGUUUUCUUUCUGAAGGCUAGUUAGAAACGUUUUUUUUUGUUUUCUUUCUGAAGGCUAGUUAGAAACGGUUGUUUUUGGAAAGCCUGUGUUCUGUUCUACUCAACAGCAAAGUAUUAAUGGUAUUUCCUGGUAAGGAAGACUGGAGUUGGGGGGGGGGGGGGAUCAAUGAAUUUGGAUUCACUUCAGACAACAGAUUGAGUGUAAGAAACCUUGCUGGGGUAACAAGGUUCACCCAGUGACGUAUUCACAGGUUGAUAUUUUAACCAUGUUCCCUAAGAUGUUUCAUGUUGGAUUUGUAAUUCUUUAUUUUCCUGAGUUGGAAAGUAGAUCAGUGUUGACUACUAGAUUGCCAUGCUCAGAUUCCUAUAUAGCAGUUCUAAAACCAAUCUGUGCGGCACUCAGCUGAAUAUGAAAAUCCCGACGUGAGCCUCCACCGCUAUAUAGGAUCAGCCUCAUAGGAUCCUACACCACAGCUCUUUGGAACACAAGGGUAUCCCGUCCACUGGUAGUAUUCUACUCCUCUGCAUGUUCCUAUAGCUUCAAACCACAGAUCUUCUAGAAGAUUUAACAAUGCAUUGCUUAAGUGUUGCAAAGAAGACGACCACCUUAACUCCUCUCCCAAAAAUACUGGUUGAUAAAUGCACUUGUAGCAUUUAUCUGACGUGGUAGAGAAAAAUUAUAAAUAUGAUUUUGUAAGCAUUAGUUAAAUGGUAAGAUUAGAGUCUUUUGUUGUUUGUUAUGACCUUAGCUUGAACCCUAUUGGAGUGCUAGGGCAGAGGGGGAGGGGCAUGUUCUAGUACUAUCAUCAGUCCUGUUGGCUGGCUUGGUGACAUAGUAGGCACUGCCCCUUUUUUAAAAGGGCAAAGAGACCACCUGCUGUCCCCUUAUGCCCCCUCCCCUCACUGGCUAUCCCACUUCAACCAUAGGAGAUGCACUGUUCAUACUAUAAAGAUCAGCUGUAGGGUAAAAAGCCCUUCAGAGGAGGGCACAAGUAGAGAUCUUCAACAAACUGCUUAGAAGUUACACUUCUUAGGUCACUAGGCUCCAGAUUGAGUGUUCACCCCUUGCUAUGUAUCCUGAAGUGCAGAUGAUUCUAUUCCUUGAUGUGAUAAGAUACAUUUUUUGACGACUCAGUAGUAUAAGAGUUGUUUAGAAGAUAAGUAGGAAGUCUUUCCUUUGCCGCCAGUCCGUCCGUCUGUCAGGCUACUGGUUAGAUACCACUGCAUGAAGAGGCAGCAGGGUUCAAGGGGGAGUGGAAAGGGAUGGGGUUAUGGGGUACGACGUCUGGGUUGGUACCAUUAGAUUGACGGGGAGGGGGGGCAACGACCUUGGCUCUACUCACUGAAUGUACAUAGGCAAGGUCCACCCCUAAACUUCCUCUAAUGCACUGACCCAGGUUAGAGGUUGACAGAGCCAAACACAUCUUUCCAUGUCACGGAGAUACCACUUCAGAAGAAGGGAGGGGGGGGGGCAGAGUUCGCUAGUUCCAUUCCUCGCUGUAUCUAUCCCCUGUGUAAAUCCACUCUGGUAAAGCUAACCUCAGACUCUGCCCUCCACUACCUGGUCCUGUGAAGGCUCUUCCCCACUGUAAAUAAACACUGGUCCUGUCGAUGGCAUGAGCCAGUUGUUUGUCUAGUACGGACCACGUCCAGCAUUUUCAAAUGAAAAGUCCUCUCCACAAGGCGUGGCUUACUACUGGAAUGUGUUGCAUUUGUUUUUCAAGAAAAAUAUGAAAACCCCAGCGAGGAAAAAAAGAUCUCGGAAAUGUUCUUCUACAGUUUGUGUUGCAAUGUCGUAACUAAACACCAUGAAGGCCAACUAACUCUUCAGUGUAAAUAAAGUUGUUAACUUUAGACGAUGAGUAAACAGUGACACACAUAGACUAGUUAACUUGUGAUAUGUGUUGCGCAUAUUUUUGUGUUAAUUUUCACUCUCUCCAUUUUACCACCCUGUAAAGAAACCAAACAAAAAAAGUAUAUUGAAAAAAUGUUUCUAUCCUUCUGUAACCUCUUUACGUUUUUUUCUGUGAUUCAUAUCGCGCAUUUGUGCAGAAAUGCCUCUCUGUCCAUAUGAACAAAUCAUUAUAAAUAUUAUAUAUGUGUGUACGUCCGCCUGCUGCUGAAUUAAUCCUCUCCUGUGCUGUGGCCUGAUAUCUUUCUUAUGAAACUCUUAGACCCCCCCCUAAUCUCUUAUUUGUUAUGCUAAUAUUUAUAUUGCUGUUUUAUUUUCUCUUGAACACUGACGUUUCAAAUAAAAGGUUCUGAAAUCAU
Salvelinus namaycush (lake trout) is the source of this 6090-nucleotide messenger RNA. Its product is annotated as protocadherin gamma-A11-like. Gene Ontology annotation, biological process: homophilic cell-cell adhesion. Gene Ontology annotation, molecular function: calcium ion binding. NCBI's taxonomy places the organism in Eukaryota, Metazoa, Chordata, Actinopteri, Salmoniformes, Salmonidae. The record is from RefSeq and is a predicted model, not a curated record. The transcript is spliced from 4 exons. Bases 209 to 3133 code for a protein of 974 amino acids. Gene Ontology annotation, cellular component: plasma membrane.